GUAGGGAGGCACAUCCGGCCUGCCAACGGCAUAGCCAGUCUGAAUACAUAAAGAAGGAAUCAAUCUCCUCCCAAUGAGACAAGAAUGGGUUCUAGCAACAGGAAGAAGAAGGAAAAGAAGAAGGACUUCCACAAAGCCAAGUUGAAAGUCGGAAAAGCCAACGCAAAGGCUGCCAAUUUCACCGAUACGAGCUUCAAAUCCAAAUCCAUCAAUGUCAACCAGCAGACCCUUGAGGGAGAUGGGUCUGACUCGGUGGAGCAGUUCAAGCAGACGCUGACGACGGCCGCCACUGCAAAACCUGACAACCUGAGACGAGAUGCCCUCUCUUACAUCACGACCCAGGUAUCGGCAAAGCCGCCGAACAACCCCGUCGGGACGGCCAGCGUGCUAACAAAACUGCUACCCCUAAUCUCGGACGUAUCCAUAUCGGUGCGCGCACAUCUUCUGAGGCUAUUCCGGGUACUGCCGCCUUCCGAGGUCAGGCCGCACGUCGAGAAGAUGCUCAUGUACAUCCGGGGCGGCAUGACGCACCUCUCGGCCGACAUCCGCAGCGACACGCUGAACGCCAUGGAGUGGCUGCUCGACGUGGCCGGGGACGAGGUCGUGUCGUGCCCGGGCGGCUGGCUGAAGACGCUCAACAGCUUCAGCUCGAUGCUGGGCUGGAACCCUAGUGUCGGCUCCGCCAUGAACAGCCAGGGCUGGACUUCGGGCUCCAAGUCCACGCUGGGCACCAAGAAGGGGCCCGAGGCCCAGGCGAGGCAGAUCCAGGUCCUCGCCCGCUUCCUCCAGGCCGGCUUCCAGCCCGAGACCGUCGCCCCGUACAACCCCAAGGCCUACUGGGACAACAUCUACCGCCUGCCCGCGACGGCGAACCCCUUCGCCUAUCUCAACCUCUUUGGCGCUCCCCGGGACGAGGACAACGAGAUGUACCCCGACCGCAUCUCGAGGCAGCGUGUUUUCGAUGCGAAGUGGAGGAGUUCUAUCGUAGGUGGCAUGGAGGGCGCGAAGAAGGAGGGUGGUACAGUCGGCAGAGCUGCUGCCUUGUUGGACAAGGCUUUGCGAGGCGGACUCAGGGAUAGCGCUCCUCUGCCUGCGCGCUAACGUCUGGAGAGAGUCGAGAGCGAGAGCGUGGGCUUCGACGGGUUUGCCUCCAUGCCCCUAAAUCGACAUGCUUAGCUAGGUAGGUAGGUACCUAGUAGGUGAGGUGCUUGGGUCUACCACGCUAUAUGUAUAUAUUUCGACAGCAUUCUAAGACAUUUUCUGCCUUGACCUGUCUUUCGUUUUCCUCCCCAAAGCCAGAGGUUGACAAAUUUACAGCAGAAAACGCGCCUCCACCAGCCCCCCUACGAGCCAUUUUGGUCAGGUAGUUUGGCCUCGCCAAAAUCACGUGAAUCUGCUUUAAGCACUCAGCC
Messenger RNA from Lasiosphaeria miniovina, 1412 nucleotides. Its product is annotated as Rix1 complex component. Bases 85 to 1101 code for a protein of 338 amino acids. Gene Ontology annotation, biological process: rRNA processing. The record is from RefSeq and is a predicted model, not a curated record. Lineage: Eukaryota; Fungi; Ascomycota; Sordariomycetes; Sordariales; Lasiosphaeriaceae. Gene Ontology annotation, cellular component: nucleus. The transcript has 3 exons.